Messenger RNA from Parascedosporium putredinis, 327 nucleotides. NCBI's taxonomy places the organism in Eukaryota, Fungi, Ascomycota, Sordariomycetes, Microascales, Microascaceae. The record is from the annotation of a GenBank genome assembly.
AUGAAUUUCGAGGCCGAGAGAGAGGCGUCCAAGAUUGUAGAACAAGCUAGGCAGUUCCGAACGAAGCGCGUCAAGCAAGCGCGAGAUGAGGCCAAAUCUGAAAUUGAAGACCACCGCGAGGAGAUGGAGAAGAAGUUCAAGGCUUUCGAGUCCGAACACACCGAGGGAAACACCGCUGCCGAGCAGGAGGCCUUGAAGGAUGCCGAAGUUCAGAUCAAGGAACUCAAGGACAGGGCGCAAAAGCACAAGGACAAGGUCAUUGGCGACCUUCUCGGCGCCGUCUUCGAGGCGAAGCCUGCCCCGCCUGCCGCGCUCCUCGCCCAGUAA